UGCCAAUACCAUGAAGAGGAACUCAGACAGCUCUGACCUCAUGAUACAAGAGCCGGCUGGCAAAGCAGAAGGGACCCGAAAGAGAAUUUGCUGAAGAGGAGAAGGAAAAAAAAAAAGUCAAAAAAAAAAAAAUAACAACCCUGUGCGUGAGGGUGGGAGAAAAAGCAGGGCCUUUAAAGAAGGCAACCUUACGACUUUUGCUGCCAGGAUGCCCUUGCUUUGGCUGAGAGGAUUUCUGUUGGCAAGUUGCUGGAUUAUAGUGAGGAGUUCCCCCACCCCAGGACCCGAGGGGCACGGCGCAGCCCCGGACUGCCCGUCCUGUGCGCUGGCCACCCUUCCGAAGGAUGGACCUAACUCUCAGCCAGAGAUGGUAGAGGCUGUCAAGAAACACAUCCUAAACAUGCUGCACUUGAAGAAGAGACCCGAUGUCACCCAGCCGGUGCCCAAGGCGGCGCUUCUCAACGCGAUCAGAAAGCUUCAUGUGGGCAAAGUGGGGGAGAACGGGUAUGUGGAGAUAGAGGACGACAUUGGCAGGAGGGCCGAAAUGAAUGAACUCAUGGAGCAGACCUCGGAGAUCAUCACCUUUGCCGAGUCAGGUACAGCCAGGAAGACACUGCAUUUCGAGAUUUCCAAGGAAGGCAGUGACCUGUCAGUAGUGGAGCGUGCAGAAGUCUGGCUCUUUCUGAAAGUCCCCAAGGCCAACAGAACCAGGACCAAAGUCACCAUUCGUCUGUUUCAGCAGCAGAAGCACCCACAGGGCAGCUUGGACAUGGGGGAUGAGGCUGAGGAAAUGGGCUUAAAGGGGGAGAGGAGUGAACUGUUGCUAUCAGAGAAAGUGGUUGACGCUCGGAAGAGUACCUGGCACAUCUUCCCAGUGUCUAGCAGCAUCCAGCGCCUGCUGGACCAGGGAAAGAGUUCCCUUGAUGUGCGGAUUGCUUGUGAGCAGUGCCAGGAGAGUGGUGCCAGCCUAGUGCUCCUGGGCAAGAAGAAGAAGAAAGAAGUGGAUGGAGAUGGGAAGAAGAAAGAUGGAAGUGAUGGAGCAGUGGAAGAGGAAAAGGAACAAUCACAUAGACCUUUCCUCAUGCUGCAGGCUAGGCAGUCCGAAGACCAUCCUCAUCGCAGGCGUAGGCGGGGCUUGGAGUGUGAUGGCAAGGUCAACAUCUGCUGUAAGAAACAAUUCUUUGUCAGCUUCAAGGACAUUGGCUGGAAUGACUGGAUCAUUGCUCCCUCUGGCUAUCAUGCCAACUAUUGUGAGGGUGAGUGCCCAAGCCACAUAGCAGGCACCUCUGGGUCCUCCCUCUCUUUUCACUCAACAGUCAUCAACCACUACCGCAUGAGGGGUCAUAGCCCCUUUGCCAACCUUAAGUCAUGUUGUGUGCCCACCAAGCUGAGACCCAUGUCCAUGCUAUAUUAUGAUGAUGGUCAAAACAUCAUCAAAAAGGACAUUCAGAACAUGAUUGUGGAGGAAUGUGGCUGCUCCUAGAGUUGCCAGGUCCCAGAGGAAAUGGAUCUAGAAAGUCCAGAGAAGACAGUGGCAAAAUGAAGAAAAAUAUAAGAUACCUGAAUUAAACAAAACAACCAGAAAAAUAGAAAUAAAAAAAAAACCCAACAAAAACUAGACUGAAAACAAAACCUUAUGAAACAGAUGAAGGAUGUUGCGGAAAAAUAUCCUAAGCCAGGGCUCAGAGAUGAAGCAGUGAAGGAAACAGGGAUUGGGAGGAAAAGGGAGAAUGGUGUACCCUUCAUUUCUUCCAAAACCAAACUGAUGGGAUCAGUUUUAUCCAAACUGGGUAUUGUCCUCUCUCCUGCCUCUUGCGGUUCCCUUGUGAGCCUGGAAGUCUACUUGUCUAUUCUGCAGUAAUGUGGGCUAGCACAACCCAAAUAAUGUCUAGAAAGCCAUGAGUUUUAAAGGGCCAGUCCCACCCAGAUACCCAGGUCAUAAGUAUGUCUAUGUGACACUAUCUCUGUGUAUUUCAGCGUGCACACACACACACACACACACAUGCACACACACGCACAUGCAAACACACACACACACACACACACACACACACGCACGCACGCACGCACGCAUGCAUGCAUGCAUGCAUACACGACACACAGAGGUAUUUCCACACACCACAUGCAUACACAUACUGGUAAAAGAAUAAUUCUGUGCAGGUGGUCACAUUUUCUUUUCUGUACCACUUUUGCCACAAGACAAAAAUCAACAUAAAACAUUGAGAACAGGAAUGGAAAGAGUGAAAGAUCAAGGAAAAAAGAAUACCAAGUUACAUUUCGUUAAGGUGCUUAUGAUCUUAGAACUAUGCAACCUAAUAGGUUUGAAACUGUUUACCUGAAAGAGGACAAAAAGAGAGACUUUUUUGUAUUGGGAGUAACCUGAUUAAUUUUUAUUUUCUUCAAGGAGAGAUACUUGAAAGGAAUAUGUUUGUCCAUCUGUUGGAUUCAAACAUUUCUAUAUUUUGUAAAUGUUGUUUUUUUAUCGUUUACUAUUUGCACUACAAUGGUGUUUGACCUGUCUAAUCCUUAUUUAACAAGUAUUUUCUUUGGGUGGGGGUGGGGGUGGGGUUUAAGAGCUGCACUUCAUGUGAGCUAUAAAAGAACUGCUACAGCACACAAAAUAGCUAUUUUUAUUAUUAUAAUUAUAAUUAUUAUUAUUAUUUUGUACCUUAAAAAUAGACACAUACACCAAAGACAUUUGUGUGAGCCUUUAAACAGUCUGUCUGUGGUUGGUAUUGUUCACCAUCAAUGAGUCAGGGGUCAAGAUUUAAGGUCGAGUUAGGUGGGUUGGGUUCAGGCUUAAGAGACCUGAGAGGUUGGGUUUUGACUCUUUUUACAUCCAUGAAACAGGACAUUUCAUACUGGAUGUACAGUAGUGUACACUGUUGGAUUAUCAAGUUCAAAUUCAUGAGACUACAUGCUUGUAUGUGUAUAUAUACAUUGCUUGUGCAUACGCAUACCUGUGUGUAUAUAUACAUGUAUUGUACCAUGUCCAUACACAUUUUAAGCACUUCAGGCUGUCAUUUUUUAAAUGUUCUUAAAACAAUGAAUGUUUGUGUGCAAAACACAGUAUUUUUAAGAAGGAUAAGUGAUAGAUUUUUCUUGCUUUUACUCUGUAUUAGGUGGGUACAUUUCAAAUAUUUGGAUGGGAAAAAGCCUGAAAAUCCCAGUGAGUAUCCAGCGAGGCCCUCUUUAAAUGUACAAGAAAAAAAUCCCCUCUUUCUCACCCCUGCUCCCUACAAGUUAUCCCCUGUGGGGAAAAUGGGAUGUUAAUAAAAACAGUGGGCUGAGUUUUUUUCGACUUAUAUUUAUUAUUUAUUGGAAUCAAUCUUAAAUCAGAAACUUUUUCGGAAAAAAUAUCUCUAGGCUAGAAUAAAAGUUCUUUUUUUUUUUUUUGAAUAGUGUUGUUACUACUUAAAUAAUAAAACAAGCAGGAAAGUAUUUAAGACAGUGGAAGUUAAGGGAGACAGUACUUAGGAGCCAGGGAGUAGGGUAGUUGUUCAAAUCUCUAAUAUUUUAUUUUACAGCCAAAAAUCUUGAUGUGUAAGUUUGUAUUUUUCAGAGGCAAAACUGAAAAGAUUGUCUUAUAAAUAUCAAAUACAUGCUUAAACCCAAGUUUCUAAUUUAGUCCAGUGUUUUGCUUGUCUAAAACAGCUAAUAAAUUAUUCAUUUAUGUAUUUAAAAUACAGAGCCUUAUUUUUACGGACUUGUUUGAAGUUUGAAAACUUUAUAAAAAUGAAAAACUCUAAUUGAGAAAAACUAUAUUCCUCAGUAUUUUAUAAAAUAUUAAAACUUUUAGCAUUAAUUCAGUCCAUAGAUUAAAGUCAUUGUAGGAAAAUGAAAUAAAAGUGAGAAAUUAAAUCUUACAAAAGCUGGUUUAACUCUAAAAAAAACCCUAAGUCAAUAUAUAUUAUAUAUACUAAGUCAAUAUACAUUAUCAUAUUAGGCUGUAUGUAGGCAAUCUACUUUAGUCUUGUUACUGGGCAAACAUACUCACUGUGUUCCAGGGGCCCUCCCUGUCUUAUGCAGGAAAUGCAUGUACUGCAUAAGAAAUGAAUUAUAGUUAAGGUCCAUUGACCUUGGAGAUCUUGCAUGUGGGGACAGAUGGCAUGGUGUGGAAAAUUGAGGGGAAGUAGAUGGCCAGGUUCAACUUUGCCAAUUUUUAUGAAAAACUUUAGAGCCCUCUGAACUGUUUCCUUGGUACUGGAGCUAAUACUGGGACCUAUAGAAAUAGUGUGGAGAGGUCUACUGUGCCAUAUCAGAAACUAUCUAGACCAUGGGAAGAGCAGGAUUUAUGAAACUACUAAUUAUAGUUCUUGUUCAUCUGAGAUGAAUGUGUAAUCUUUCAAAGCCCUUUAAAUUCUAGAUGUACUGGGGGUAAGCUCGUGUUUAAUUAGUAACCAUAGUAAUUAAAUCUAGAAAAAAAUGAAUUCCACAGGACAGUGUAUUAAUUGGGGAUCAAGUGACUUGGUUGUCACAUACCAAUAAACUACAUCUGAGCUCAUCAAAUUUGUAUGGCCUUGCAAUAGAAUUUAAAUUGUUAACAUCUUUAAGCAUAUUAGAUAUUAUUUUGCUAUAGUUAGCACUCUCAGAAAACACAAAGUCUUGUGAACAACUGGUCCUUUCAAAUGGCUACUCAGUCCAAAAUCAAAAAGCUUUUACUGUCUAGCAUUUUAGUUUCUGCGUGGUGUACUUUACCUAGCAUCAGAGUGGCUCUUUCUAGUCUCCUCAGUUUCUCUAGGAUAAUUGUUAAGUACCUGCCCACAUGAAUUCCAGAAGUUAUGAAGAGCAUCUGUGCUCAGUAUCUCUUUAAAAAUUAAAUACUUUGUGAGCUUAAUUGACAUUCCCCCCACUAAAAGUAAGGCAAAUUCCUGCACAAUGACUGAGAUUUUCUUAUCCUACAAGACCAGCCAAUUUCAUCUUCAUUUAAGAUUGAUUCCACACUCCUUUGUCAAGGAGGCCUUGCAUUUUCCUAAAUGGCAGAAUAAGCAAAAUUGUUUCACAUUUGCGGGACUGAACUCAAGAGGUGACUUAAAAAAAAAAAAUAAAUAAACAUGCCUCAGUUGUAGUAAACAUAAAUUUAAAUGAUUGUGGUCACUUGAAAAAUAUGAUUUCCUGUGGGCCUUUUGGCAAUUUCUCUUUCCAAUGUAGAGAAAAGCUCAAUCACCCCCAAAGCCCACAUAAGUGAAACUUGUAGAUGUGGGCAGGAGAUUUGGGGAUGAACGCUGUAUGUGUUUCAAUUAAACCCUGUAACACGGAGAAGUUAUUGGAAGGCUCAGAGAUAAUGAAUGCUAAGAUGCUGUUCACAUCUUCAAGAGCAGAAUCACAUGUCUCAGCUAUAUUAUUAUUUAUUUUUAUGCAUAAAGUGAAUCAUUUCUUCUGUAUUAAUUUUCAGUGGGUUUUACCCUCUAUUUAAAUGCUUUGAAAAACAGUGCAUUGACAAUGGGUUGAUAUUUUUCUUUAAAAGAAAAAUAUAAUUAUUAAGCCAAGAUAAUCUGAAACCUGUUUUGUUCUAAAACUUUUUAUGUUACGUGGUUGAUGUUUGUUUGUUUUUAUUUUUAUUUUGUGAGUUCUUUUGCAUACUAUAUGCAAUUCUUUAACCAAUGUCUGUUUGGCUAAUGUAAUUAAAGUUGUUAAUUUAUAUGAGUGCAUUUCAACUAUGUCAAUGGUUUCUUAAUAUUUAUUUUGUAGAAGUACUGGUAAUUUUUUAUUUACAAUAUGUUUAAAGAGAUAACAGUUGGAUAUGUUUUCAUGUGUUUAUAGCAGAAGUUAUUUAUUUCUAUUCCAUUCCAGCGGAUAUUCUGGUGUUUGCGAGGCAUGCAGUCAAUAUUUUGUACAGUUAGUAGGCAGUAUUCAGCAAUGCCUGAUAGCUUCUUUGGCCUUAUGUUAAAUAAAAAGACCUGUUUGGGAUGUA
Messenger RNA from Peromyscus maniculatus bairdii (prairie deer mouse), 5914 nucleotides. It is a transcript of the gene Inhba, whose product is annotated as inhibin subunit beta A. The record is from RefSeq and is a predicted model, not a curated record. Gene Ontology annotation, molecular function: cytokine activity; hormone activity; growth factor activity. Gene Ontology annotation, cellular component: extracellular region. Lineage: Eukaryota; Metazoa; Chordata; Mammalia; Rodentia; Cricetidae.